GAGAUUUCAGUCAAUGUGGAAAUGCGAUAGUCACAGCAGUAUCAGCACCAGUAGUUCUGGAAGUUUCUUACAUGGUGGCUAGCUAGCGACAUGGUGAAAAGCGUAUUUUGAGUAGCCACGAUAUCUCAGCUCAUAAAUUGGUUUAUUCAGCAGAGAGUGGGAUAUAUUUAUGUAACUCCAUAGUUUAAUAGCUCAAACAAAAUCGUGGAGGGUCGGAUUUGUAACUAGCUUGCAGCUGUCAGCCGGUUAAGUAGCUAGCCAGCUUCAAACACUACAUUUCAGUGUGGUUGGUUGACAGCCUUUGAUAUAAGAUUAACUGGUGAAUUGACGAUGCUUUUUUGAAUAUCAAGCGUUACUUGACAGAUACUUGUAAUGGGUAAAGACUAUUAUAAAGUGUUGGGUAUACAGAAAGGCGCCUCUGAGGACGAGAUAAAGAAGGCGUAUCGAAAGCAGGCCCUGCGAUAUCACCCUGAUAAAAACAAGUCCACUGGAGCUGAGGAUAAAUUCAAAGAGAUCGCCGAGGCCUAUGAUGUCCUCAGCGACGCAAAGAAAAAGGAUAUAUAUGACCGAUAUGGAGAAGAAGGCCUGAAGGGGCACACAGCCGGCGGGGGUGGUGGUCCCAAUGGCCCCAACAACUACAACUACACCUUCCAUGGAGAUCCUCACGCCAUGUUUACAGAGUUUUUUGGCGGCCGCAGCCCAUUCGACCAGUUCUUCGCACGCAACGGGGACGAUGACAUGGACACUGAUGACCCCUUUGCGGCAUUUGGUAUGGGAGGGAUGGGGGGUAUGCCGGGUGGAAUGGGAGGGUUCCACCAACACCAGAGGUCCUUCAAAUCCCGACCAGGGGGUCCCCACGGGGGCCGUGAGAAGAAGAAGGAUUCUCCGGUGGUGCACGAGCUGAAGGUGAGCCUGGAGGAGGUGUUCUCCGGCUGCACCAAGAAGAUGAAGAUCUCCAGGAAGCGGCUGAACCCGGACGGCUGCAGCAUGCGCAGCGAGGACAAGAUCCUGACAGUGGACAUCAAGCGAGGCUGGAAGGAAGGGACCAAGAUCACCUUCCCCAGGGAGGGAGAUGAGACGCCCACUAACAUUCCUGCUGACGUGGUGUUUGUGGUCAAAGACAAACCCCAUCCUGUGUUCCGCCGGGAUGGCUCCGAUAUCAUCUACCCUGCUAGAGUGUCCCUCAGAGAUGCACUGUGUGGAUGCACGGUCAGCGCUCCCACUCUGGACGGUAGGACUGUGACUGUGACCUCCAGAGACAUGGUCAAACCUGGGAUGAAGAAGCGUAUAGUGGGAGAGGGACUACCCCUGUCCAAGUGCCCAGAGAAGAGGGGGGACAUGGUGCUUGAGUUUGUAGUGAAAUUCCCUGAGAAUUUGGGGCAGAGUGCCCGCGAUGCACUGACUCAGAUUCUUCCUCCUUGAAUGACUAAGUAGCUUUUGAAGACACCUAACAAACACGAAGACAGCCAGUCGUCUUUCUCCAUUACAGUUGUCCUUACCCUAGGCCAAAGAACAGAAUAGUUGUUUGGGAAUUAUACCUGUUUAUUUUGAUUCAACCUUUGAUCCAAAUGAUAAUUCAGUUAUGUAUUUAACCACCAUGAGAUAUUGACCAUGAGAUAUUGAGUAACAUGUUGGUCUCUGUUCUGAUGUUAGCUGUUCUGUUUGGUUCAUAAUUUUUUCCUGUUUAAUAUUAUUAAAACAUUUAGAUUUUAUUACCUACAUGUCCUAUUGACAGUAUUCCAUUUCCCAUUGGAAGGGAAAAUAAAGACACUUCUGGGGGACCCAGUGCUAGACAUUGGAUAAUAAUGUUUGAGCAUAGGGCAAGGGUUGGUCUGGCCCUGUAGAGAUGACUGGAGCUGGUUGUUAUAAGGUCCGAGGGAUAGGUAGAGUUGAAGAUGCCUGUGGCAAACAGAGCACUGACGUGGAAUUUGUGUGGUAUCCAGUUGUUUUGAUAGUGCUUCCAGAAUAUUUGUUGCAGGCAACUUAUCAACUAUAUCUCUCAGGAGCAGUGACACACUCCUGAAUGUAGAUAUACUUAUAAAUACAAUGCAUACAGUGCCAUCGGAAAAUAUUCAGACCCCUCGACUUUUCCCACAUUUUGUUACGUUACAGCCUAAUUCUAAAAUUGAUUAAAGUCGUUUUUUUUCUUAUCAAUCUACACACAAUACACCAUAAUGACAAAGCAAAAACAGGUUUUUAGAAAUGUUUUAGAAGAAAAAAAAAUAUACAUCACAUUUACAUAAGUAUUGUGACCCUUUACUCAGUACUUUGUUGAAGCACAUUUGGCAGCGACUACAGCCUCGAGUCUUCUUGGGUAUGAUGCUACAAGCUUGGCACACCUGUAUUUGGGCAGUUCCUCCCAUUCUUCUCUGCAGAUCCUCUCAGGCUCUAUCAGGUUGGAUGGGGAGCAUUGCGGCACAGCUUUUUUCAGGUCUCUCCAGAGAUGUUUGAUCGGGUUCAAAUCCGGGCUCUCAAAUCCGGACAUUCAGAGACUUGUCCCGAAGCCACUCCUACGUUGUCUUGGCUGUGUGCUUAGGGUCGUUGUCCUGUUGGAAGGACAACAACCCCUUUGCCCCAGUCUGAGGUACUGAGCGCUCUGGAGCAGGUUUUCAUCAAGGAUCUCUCUGUACUUUGCUCUGUUCAUCUGUGCCUCGAACCUGACUAGUCUCCCAGUCCCUGCCGCUGAAAAACAUCCCCACAGCAUGAUGAUGCUGCCACCACCAUGCUUCACCGAAGGGAUGGUGUUAGGUUUCCUCCAGACGUGGCGCUUGGCAUUCAGGCCAAAGAGUUCAAUUUUGGUUUCAUCAGACCAGAGAAUCUUGUUUCUCAUGGUCUGCAAGUCUUUAGGUGCCUUUUGGCAAACUCCAAGCGGGCUGUCAUGUGUCUUUUAUUGAGGAGUGGCUUCCGUCUGGCCACUCUACCAUAAAGGCCUGAUUUGGUGGAGUGCUGCAGGGAUGGUUGUCCUUCUGGAAGGUUCUCCCAUCUCCACUUAGGAACUCUAGAGCUCUGUCAAUGACCAUCUGGUUCUUGGUCACCUCCCUGACCAAGGCCCUUUCCCCCCGAUUGCUCAGUUUGGCUGGGCGGCCAGCUCUAGGAAGAGUCUCCGUGGUUCCAAACUUCUUCCAUUUAAGAAUGAUGGAGGGCAAUGUGUUCUUGGGGACCAUUUUUGGUACCCUUCCCCAGAUCUGUGCCUUGACACAAUCCUGUCUCGGAGCUCUACGGACAAUUCCUUCAACCUCAUGGCUUGGUUUUUGCUGUGACAUGCACUGCCAACUGUGCAACCUUUGUAUAGACAGUUAUGUGUCUUUCCAAAUCUAAUCAAUUGAAUUUACCACAGGUGGACUCCAAGUUGUAGAAACAUCUCAAGGAUGAUAAAUGGAAACAAGAUGCACCUGAGCUCAAUUUCGAGUCUCAUAAAAGGGUCUGAAUACUUAUGUAAAUUAGGUAUUUCUGUUUUCUAGGUUUAAUACAUUUGGUUAAAAAAAUUGUUUUAACUGUUUUUGCUUUGUCAUUAUGGGGUAUUGUGUGUAAAUUGCUGAGGAUUUUUUAUUUAAUCCAUUUUAGAAUAAUACUGUGACAUGACAAAAUUUGAAAAAAGUCCAGGGGUCUGAAUAUAUCUUUGGUGUUGUCGGCAUUAUUUUGCAGUGAGGUAUGCGAGAGAUUCUGAAACUGCGUUAUGUUGGGGAACUAGAGCAAAUAGAAUUCAGAAAAUUCUUUCAGCUUAAAUGGGAGGGGCAAAACUGGGGAUUCUUGAGCACAACUUGCAAAUCAUGUUCAAACUAACCCAGAGAAUGAGGUAUGAAUAAAAAAAAAUAGGAAUUCACUCCAGGCAACUCCCUACAGAUUCCACAUACUUGAUACACUACAUGUCCAAAAGUGAGUGGACAACCCUUCAAAUGAGUGGAUUUGGCUAUUUCAGCCCCACUCAUUGCUGACAGGUGUAUAAAAUCGAGCACACAGCUAUGCAGUCUCAAUAGACAAACAUUAGCAGUAGAAUGGCCUUACUGAAGAGCUCAGUAACUUUCCAACAAGUUAGUUCGUCAAAUUUCUGCCCUGCUAGAGCUGCCCCAGUCAACUGUAAGUGCUGUUAUUGUGGAAACAUCUAGGAGCAACAACAGCUCAGCCCCGAAGUGGUAGGCCACACAAACUCACAGAACAGGGCCACUGAAGCAGGUACAAAUCGCCUGUCCUUGGUUGCAACACUCACUACUGAGUUUCAAACGGCCUCUGGAAGCAAAGUCAGUACAAUAACUUCAUCGAGAGCUUCAUGAAAUUGGUUUCCAUGGCUGAGCAGCCACACAAGAUCACCAUGCGCAAUGCCAAGCAUCGGCUGGAGUGGUGUAAAGCUCACCGCCAUUGGACUCUGGAGCAGUGGAAACACGUUCUCUGGAGUGAUGAAACACGCUUCACCUGGCAGUCCGAUGGACAAUCUGGGUUUGGCGGAUGCCAAGAGAACGCUACCUGCCCGACUGCAUAGUGCCAACUGUAAACUUUGGUGGAGGAGGAAUAAUGAUCUGGGACUGUUUUUCAUGGUUUGGGCUAGGCCUCUUAGUUCCAGUGAAUGGAAAUCUUAAUGCUACAGCAGACAAUGACAUUCUAGACGAUUCUGUGCUUUCAAUUUUGUGGCAGCAGUUUGGGCAAGGCCUUUCCUGUUUCAGCAUGACAAUGCCCCAGUGCACAAAGCAAGGUCCAUACAGAAAUGGUUUGUUGAGAUCAGUGUGGAAGAACUUGACUGGCCUGCAUAGAGCCCUGUCCUCAACUCUAUUGAACACCUUUGGUAUGAAUUGGCACGCCGACCCAGGUCUAAUCGCCCAACAUCGGUGGCCGACCUCACUAAUGCUCUUGUGGCUGAAUGCUGCGGGGACUUGCUUCCAAUGUUCCAACAUCUGGUGGAAAGCCUUCCCAGAAGAGUGGAGGCAGUUAUAGCAGCAAAGGGAGGGACCAAGUCCAAAUUAAUGCCCAUGAUUUUGGAAUAAGAGCAGGUGUCCACAUACUUUUGGCCAUGUAGUGUAGCUUCUCCAGUUGUAUAGAUUUUAGUUAUUCAAGGGCGCGUUAUCUAUUUUGUGCCAAAUGUCAAGUCACAGAUGUGAGAUUGACCUUGUUUGUGUGUGUGUGUGUAUAGACAAACGUGCACCAUCUUAUUGUGAAAUACUAUAAGAAGAUGGUGUGAUAUGUUUUGACCUCUGUAGGACCCCUUACAUUUAGCUUGAGGAUCACUAUUGUUGUAAGUAUGAUUAACUUGUAUGCCCAUUCUUCAGUGAAACUUGUAGGUGUGUUUACUCUGCAGUGAUUCUUUAGAAGCUGUUCAAAACGGCAGUGCAUUUUAGCUGUUUAAAUUCUCUCUAACUCUGUUAAAGCUGUGAAACUAAUAUCUACUGCUACUUCGGAACCUCUAUGCAAACCAUUUCUGUUAGGAUAAUCUUCAUCCUUUUUAUUUUGUCAUAUCCUGUACUUCUUACACACUGCAGAGCAAACAAUGUCUUGUCUAAUAUGGCUGCUUUUAGACGGGCCCCAAUUCUGAGCUUUUUUUCCCACUAAAUUGUAUUUUGACCAAUCAGAUCAGCUCUGAAAAAGAUCUGCUGCGAAAAGAUCUGUGAUUGGUCAAAACACCAAAUUAGUGGAAAAAGGAUCAGAAUUGAGCUGCCUGUGUGAACGCAGCCUACAGUAUGCAGUGAACUGAUUUUUGAAGCACAUUGUUUGAGAUAAAGCAAGCCUAAGCAUCUGUGGUAAAUAAGGAAAUCAUUCCAAAAAUGACAGUUGACAAACUGUAAAAUAGCCAAGUAGUGAGUCAGUUGUAUUGUUAAAAUAUGUUUGAAUUAUUUGAAUAAUGUCAUUUUCAAGUACUUGAAAUAUAUAUUUUAACCUGGGGUGCAUUCAUUACACCGAUUCUUUUGCAAAACGUUUAAUCUGUUGCACGAAAGGUUUACGCCAAACGGAAAAUGUUUUGUAAAUUAUUUUUAUUGGACAAAUUGAGGUAGGUCCCGCACCGUUUCGUGCUGUUUGGUUCUCAAACGGUUCCCGUUGCAAGAUGUAAUGUAUUUGAUUGUCAUUGAGGUUGUAAUGAUCAGUCAACACGUACCCAUUUAUCAUUCCACUCCAAGUGGAGUUCCACUCUUAUUUCAUUUUAACAGAUACAUGUGGUUUAACAUGAAUGUAGAGAUGUGUAAUCUCGGUUGAACUUUUUUGUUAAAAAAUAUUUGCUUUAUUUGCAAAUGUUUUCCUUUGAUGGAAAAGUUUAAAUAGUUUUUAUAAAAUUUGCAGACAUUCUGUAUUAUUAUUAUGCACCCAGAAUUUUAUUUGACAAAUAGGUGUUAGCAAUCUGCUUUAAAUUUGUAUGAAACUGAACAUUUUUAUUUUAUUUGUCCUAUCCUUUGAACAAAUGAGGUCCCCUUGGCAUUUUGUGGUAUUUUAGUUGUUGCAAAGACUGGCAAACUUGUAAAUAUCAAAUAAAAUUGUACAAAAUUA
Messenger RNA from Salvelinus fontinalis (brook trout), 6465 nucleotides. Its product is annotated as dnaJ homolog subfamily B member 1-like. Gene Ontology annotation, cellular component: cytosol. Gene Ontology annotation, molecular function: transcription corepressor activity; Hsp70 protein binding. The record is from RefSeq and is a predicted model, not a curated record. NCBI's taxonomy places the organism in Eukaryota, Metazoa, Chordata, Actinopteri, Salmoniformes, Salmonidae. The transcript has 3 exons. The coding region runs from base 373 to 1422 and encodes 349 amino acids.